Messenger RNA from Tauraco erythrolophus (red-crested turaco), 488 nucleotides. Lineage: Eukaryota; Metazoa; Chordata; Aves; Musophagiformes; Musophagidae. The record is from RefSeq and is a predicted model, not a curated record.
AAGGCGAGGAGAUUGACGUGGUGACGGUGGAGAAGAGACAAUCGCUCAGCCUGAAGAAGCCAGUCACCAUCACACUGCGCGCUGACCCCUUGGACCCCUGUAUGAAACGCUUCCACAUCUCCGUCCACCAACAGCAGCACAACUAUGCCGCCCGCUCACCACCAGACUCCUGUCCCCUGCCAGAGCCACCCCAGCAGGAUGAGGACAAGCCACUGAGCUCUGCGGAGCCAGCCCCUGCCGUCACGCUGCCUGAGCCCAGCUUGCCAAAAGCCAGCAGCAGCCCCGGCUCCGACAGCGAGGACGUGGCCAAGAGGAAAAACCACAAUUACCUGGAGCGCAAGCGGCGCAAUGACCUGCGCUCACGCUUCCUGGCACUGCGGGACCAGGUGCCCGGGCUUGCCAGCUGCCCCAAGACGCCUAAAGUGGUGAUCCUGAGCAAAUCCUCCGAGUACCUGCAGUCGCUCAUCAGUGCCGAGAGGCGGUUGGCA